AUGACUGAUUCUGAAAGAGCUGAAGCUGCUAAAAAAGACGCAGCAUAUUCUAAAAUUGUUUGUGUUUGUGAAAAGGUUACAGAAGGAGAUGUCAAUGCUGCUAUUGAUGAAGGUGCUAGAACUGUAGAUGCAAUUAAAUUAAGAACAAGAGCUGGUAUGGGAAGAUGCCAAGGUUCAUAUUGUACUCCAAGAGUCAUGGAAAUUCUUUCAAAAAGAUUGAAUAUUCCAAUGACUGCUGUUGCAAAGAAUUAUCCAGGAUCAGAAAUAGCACCAUACAUUGCUGGUGGAGAAGAAAAGAAACUUACAGAAGAAUAUCCAUCAUGGGAAACAAUCCCCAAACCACACAUUACAAAACCAUGUAAUGGUGAAACUGUUGAACGAAAAGAAUUUGAUAUUGUAGUAGUUGGAGGUGGACCAUCUGGACUUGCAGCAGCCAAAGCAGCACUUGAAACAAAGAAAGAUCUUAAGGUUGCUGUUAUUGAACGUAUGGAAAGAGUAGGAGGAGUUUUAUUACAAUGCAUUCAUUCAGGAUUUGGACUUGGAAGAUAUGGAGAAGAAUUGACAGGACCAGAAUACGCAUAUAGACUUGGUGAAGAAACAGAAGCUGCAGGAGCAGUACUUAUGGUAAAUACAUAUGUUACUGAUGUUGAAAAUAAAGGAGAAGAAUAUGUUGUUAAAGCAGUUGUUUAUGGAACAGCACCAGUUGAAAUUCAUGCCAAGAAAUGUAUCUUUACAGUUGGAUGUCGUGAAAGAUCAAGAUUUGGUAUUAAAGUAGCAGGUACUCGAUGUGCAGGUGUUAUGACAGCCGGACUUGCACAAGCAUUAGUUAAUUAUAAAGGAAUUCUUCCAGGAAAGAAAGUUGUAAUUCAAGGAUCUGGAGAUAUUGGAUUGAUUAUGGCAAGAAGAAUGGCUCUUGAAGGAGCUAAAGUACUUGGAGUAUAUGAAAUUCUUCCAAAAAUAUCAGGUUUACAAAGAAAUGUAGUACAAUGUUGUAAAGAUUUUAAUAUUCCAAUUCAUUUGUCAGAGGUUGUUACUAGAAUUAAUGGAUAUCCACGUAUUACUUCAGUGAUAAUGACAAAAUGUGAUCCAAAGACACUUGCACCAAUUGCAGGAACAGAAUAUGAAAUUGAAUGUGAUUGUCUCUUAUUAUCUGUUGGACUUAUUCCACAGCCAGAUUUAACUCAACAAGCUGGACAUAAUGUACAAUUAAAUCCAAGAACUAGAGGACCAAUUGUAGAUGGAUUUAGAUGUGUUGAAAAAGGAAUUUAUGCAGCUGGUAAUCAAUUACAUGUACAUGACCUUGCAGAUGAAGCAUCCAAUGAAGGAGCUAUUGCAGGAGAAGCUGCAGCACUUUCAUUAGGAGGAGAAAAAGAAGCAAUUAAAGUUAUUCCAGCACCAGAACUUCUUUAUUGUGUACCAGAAAGAGUAGUUAUUAGUGAUAAGAAACAAAAAUUAUCAUUUAGAUUUAGACAAGACUUUGGAAGUGCACAUGUUAUAGCAAAAGUAGGAGAAACUAUUAUUGGAGAAGAAGAAAUUGAACAUGCUAUUCCAGCAGAAAUGGGACAUGUUUGGGUAAUUCCUAAAGAUUGUCAAAUUGGACAAGAAGUUACACUUACAGUUAUUCCUAAAGCACAUGAAGAAGUAACAGAACAAAAAGAAGGAGAAAUAGUAAAACAUAUGAAUUGUAUUAACCAUUUAGAGUAUUUUCAACAACUCUUCCAGUAG
Entamoeba nuttalli P19 is the source of this 1725-nucleotide messenger RNA. Its product is annotated as NAD(FAD)-dependent dehydrogenase, putative. Bases 1 to 1725 code for a protein of 574 amino acids. The transcript has 2 exons. Gene Ontology annotation, molecular function: oxidoreductase activity. Lineage: Eukaryota; Evosea; Mastigamoebida; Endamoebidae. The record is from RefSeq and is a predicted model, not a curated record.